AUGGGCGCGCGCGACGCCGACGCGGCGUGCGCGCUGCGCGACGACGAGGUGUCGAACGCGCUGUUCGAGCUCACCGCCCUGGCCGGGCUGGACGUGCGACGGGAGGUGCACGACGCGGUGCUGGAGCUGUCGCGCGCGCGCGUGGUGCCGACGGCGACGGCGCAGGUGCUUCGCUCGCUCGCGAGCAAGGCGGCGGACGCGCGCGCGGCUGGACUCGAGGACGCGUUGCGCGCGCCCGCGCGCGAGUAG
This is a messenger RNA of Ostreococcus lucimarinus CCE9901, 249 nucleotides long. RefSeq lists its product with no specific name. NCBI's taxonomy places the organism in Eukaryota, Viridiplantae, Chlorophyta, Mamiellophyceae, Mamiellales, Bathycoccaceae. The record is from RefSeq and is a predicted model, not a curated record. Bases 1 to 249 code for a protein of 82 amino acids. The transcript is spliced from 2 exons.